AUGGGUGGGGCAUCACUGCCACUAGGUUUUCGUUUCCAUCCAACUGAUGAAGAACUAGUAGGAUACUACCUCAAAAGAAAAGUGGAUGGGCUUGAAAUUGAGCUUGAAGUCAUACCCGUGAUUGAUUUUUACAAAUUCGAUCCAUGGGAGUUGCCGGAGAAAUCGUUCCUGCCAAACCGAGAUUUGGAAUGGUUUUUCUUUUGUCCACGGGAUCGCAAGUACCCAAAUGGAUCAAGAACAAAUAGAGCUACCAAAGCUGGCUAUUGGAAAGCCACAGGAAAAGACAGGAAGGUGGUGUGCAAGUCUAAUCCAUCCAAUGUCAUAGGGUACCGCAAGACACUUGUUUUUUAUCGUGGGAGGGCUCCUUUAGGGGAUAGAACUGAAUGGAUCAUGCAUGAGUAUCGCCUUUGUGAUGAUCUUGGCCAAGGCUCACCAUGUUUUCAGGGUGGUUUUACUUUGUGCCGAGUUAUUAAAAAGAAUGAGAAGACAAGUGAUUCAAAAGAAGGUCACAAGGGCAAAAGGGUUGGAAGCAGUUCCAUCAAUGGGAGUGACACCUUAAUGAGAUUCUCUAAUGAGCCCUUCAGCAUCUCUGGUGAUGUUUCCUCUCAAGCAAGUCACUUGAAUAAUGAGAGCCACAAUGUGGCUCCAAUGGCAGAGUUUAACCAAGUUUCCAUGGAAACUAAUUCUUCAAACUUUUGGAUCUCCUCUGAGAUGAUUCUUGAUUCUUCAAGGGGAUACCUUCAAGAACAAGAUAGCGUAUCAGAACAUUUUCCAUUGUAUGACUUACCGAGCACAAUGACACCAUGGCAAUCAUUGGAACAUACAGAAGUUUCACCUAGUUUAUCCUACUCAAAUUUUAAUGGGGAAAUUGAAUUUGCUGAUAAUCUCAGUCAAAUUGGCUGCAUGUCACCUUACUCAGGACAAGGGAAUUUCAUGGACUUUUGUGGAAGUGGGGAUGUUCCUUAUGAAGAUUAUGAUCAAAUGAAUUCAAUAUUAUAUCCAAAACCCUUCUAA
Gastrolobium bilobum is the source of this 1014-nucleotide messenger RNA. RefSeq names its product NAC domain-containing protein 71-like. The coding region runs from base 1 to 1014 and encodes 337 amino acids. Gene Ontology annotation, molecular function: DNA binding. The record is from RefSeq and is a predicted model, not a curated record. Gene Ontology annotation, biological process: regulation of DNA-templated transcription. NCBI's taxonomy places the organism in Eukaryota, Viridiplantae, Streptophyta, Magnoliopsida, Fabales, Fabaceae. The transcript has 5 exons.